Messenger RNA from Ostreobium quekettii, 717 nucleotides. The record is from the annotation of a GenBank genome assembly. Lineage: Eukaryota; Viridiplantae; Chlorophyta; Ulvophyceae; Bryopsidales; Ostreobiaceae.
AUGCCUCCGUUGACCGGAGUCAACGCAGCUCGUGCAGGCGCCGACGGCCGGGCGGUCCCGCCCCGCCUCCCCGAUCGGCGCAUCCUCCCGGAGGGCCGUCGAGCCGAUCGGCCCAGGGCGGCAGCCCUCUGCCAGGCCGGCCGCGGAUUUGGAGAUGACCAAAAGCCACAGGCAAAGGAUGAGGGAGCGGGCCCUAGGGCCCCAAGAAGGGCCCGCCGAAGAGGUCCCAAGGGCAAGAAGUCUCAUAGGAUGAUGCUGGAGACGCAGGAGGGCGGGGUGGCUGGACAGGACGCGCUGCGCAGCCGGCAGCAAGAGAUGGCAGAGAUGGCCGUUGCGGCGCAGGAGGGCCCAAACUACGAAGAGGCAGUCUUCCAAGAGCGGCUCAGCGCCCUCAAGCGGCAAGGAAAGGAAACAUUAGAAAAGAAAAAUGCCACAGUUGCCACUGGCGGGCUGUAUGAGGACGGCCCCGCCACGCCGGAGCCCGCCAUUUAUAGAGAUGCCUCCUCAAGCGGCCAAUCAGAGCCUGAUGCUGGUCCCGGGAGGGCGGUGAUCGUUGGCCUGUCCAUCGGCCUGGUGGUCAUCUUCCUAGUGGCCAACACGGGCAGCGGCCUGCCCGGCCGCCGCGCCCGCCCGCGGGUCAGUCAACAGACCCAAACGGCGGAAAAGGAGAUUCUGGCAAGGGCGGCUGCGCCUGCUGCGAUGGUCUCCGGCGACUGA